This is a messenger RNA of Alosa sapidissima (American shad), 1667 nucleotides long. RefSeq names its product chromosome 18 C20orf27 homolog (gene adisspb). The record is from RefSeq and is a predicted model, not a curated record. The transcript has 6 exons. Bases 708 to 1223 code for a protein of 171 amino acids. Lineage: Eukaryota; Metazoa; Chordata; Actinopteri; Clupeiformes; Clupeidae.
UGGACAUUAUUGUUUAUUAGCCUAUUGAUUUUCCCCCUCAUUUUUAUUGUUUAUUUUAUUAGGGUAUUGAUUUAAUUGACAUUGGUGUUUAUUAUUGCUACUCUCCGUAUUAGUUUUAUUCUAUUCUAUAUUGUUUUUGUCGCUUUGGAUGUCGCUUUGGACAUGAUUUCAGCAGUAGGCUAGGCCUAUCAGCAAACUACAGUCCUUAGUUGUUUAUCCGGUUUCUAAGUGCGUUUGAUUGAUUCUUAAGUAGUGUAACAGGGCUGAUUGGCUUUUGAAGUGGCGCAAAAAGUGCAAAUCCACUCAAGAACCCUUCUGAAUCCACGUGAUCAACGCGGAAGUCAAUAACACUGGCUAAGGACGCUUGACGGGCUAUACUCCUGUGUGGUUCAAGCGCCUUGGCGCCGGGGCGGAGUGAAUGCGAUCAUCCUCCUCAGUUUAUGAAUAUAUUCAUUUUCCCCAGGACACCACUGCUGUAUAGCUUCACAGUUCGCUGGAUAGCCACUACUCCCCGCCUUACUUAAGACAGACUGUCGGACUGGUUAGCCAACUACGAAAGGGUAGCUAGCUAACUUAUUUGGACGUAACAUACACUGAGGAGAGCUGCCGACCACAGUAAGAACAGGACUUGUACGUUAUAUGACAUGGUUCUGCUGAUACGCUGACUGACCUACCUAAUCUGCGACAGCUGUGGACCCACAACCGUCAUGUCUACUUCCAAAAAGGGCUCAUCUAAGUCCGGUGGUGUACGGUUCUCAGAGGAGCCAGCGGCCCAUUCCCACGUGCACUUUGACGAAAAACUCCACGACUCCAUUGUCAUGGUGAUCCCUGAAUCAAAUGGCAACUUCUUGGUUAAAGUGGGCUUUCUGAAGACACAGCACAGGUAUGAGAUCGACUUCACCCUGCCAGAGUUGCCAUCGCUAGGCACCGACAUUUGUCCCGCCCCCAUUCCGAACCCUCAUAUCCGCAUCACCAACAUCACCCACCAAUCAGAAGGCGGUGUGCGGCUGCACUGUGAGUACAUGCCCCACCAGGAGGGGGUGCUGUGUGAGGAGUUGACCCUGGUGAGCGAAAGCAAAGAGGACACGUGUGUGCGCAUCAGAGUGCAGGCACGCGUUAUGGAUCGCCACCACGGCACUCCCAUGCUGUUGGAAGGAGUGAGAUGUGUAGGGGCGGAACUAGAGUACGACUCUGAGCAAAGUGACUGGCAAGGGUUUGACUAAAGCACACAGACACACACACACACACACACACACACACAUGCAUGAGUGACACUGUUUAAUUAACAUCUUCACAGCUACACAUCCCCUCACAUACUAACACACACAAAUGCACAAACAUAUAUACACACACACACAAAUACACUCAUACACAAAUAUAGCUUCACACACAUGCUCACAUGCCCUCAUACACCAGUGCCAUACAUUCUGCUGCAUCAGUAGCUAGAUCUCUCUCUGUGCUUCUCAUCAUGGAGUAACCCCUGUCCUUGGACACUGCCCAUGCAGCCCUGCAAGGGGUCGGGAGGACGGGGGACUAUAGGAACACUGUGAUCUCUUAGUUUAGCUAAGGAGCUCCCUCUACUUCAAGCUUAGUAAUGACUGAUGACUGUGUUCUGUCUUUUGCUUUUGAUUAUGUUGAAUAAUUAAAACGUUGUGAUUAUCUAAUGA